UUAUUUUAUUUAUCUGUAUCUUAUGUUUUCUCGAAAUAAAUAAUUUGAUAUUUUUUAAACAUACACUUUUAAUCAAAUCAUUCCGAGCAAAAUGUUUUUUUAUUUGUGAUUAAACUAUAUAAUAUCUUUAUAUAUCUGAUUUAGUGGAUACAAAUAUUCAUAAAAGGCACAAAAACUGCGAUACGAAUCGUUAAAAUGUCUGCUGAAUCUGAUAUGGAAUAUUCGGAUAAUGAUGGAGAUGAUUAUGAUUACUACGGAGGGCAAGAUGAUUGUGAUAUGGAAACAGUAGACCGUAGUAAAUCAGAUCCAGAAUAUUUCUCGUUUUCGUGCUUAAGAGUAGAAGAAGUCGAGAAAUUGUUAAAUGAAUCGAUAGAGUUACUCAGCAAUAGCCUUCAAAUUACGCCCUCGCUAGCAAAGGUAAUGCUGCACGCAUACGAGUGGAAAGCCCAAGAAAUUAUAAAUAAAUACAAAGAAAACGCUAAUGAAGUUUUGGUAUACAGUCGUGUAAAACCACGAUUGCCUCUGGCUCAAGGGAAUACAGGGCGCUCGAUAUGUGCUGUAUGUGCCAGUACCCCUCCAUUACAAAAAUAUAGUGCCCUUGCCUGUGGGCAUUACUUUUGCAAUGACUGCUGGGCAAUGCACUUUGAAGUACAAAUUAUGCAAGGUGUAUCUAAUACUAUCCAGUGUAUGGCUCAGGACUGUGAAGUAAGAGCACCAGAAGAUUUUGUGUUAUCUCAUGUGUCGAAACCAGCAUUAAGAGAACGCUACCAACAGUUCAUGUUUAAAGAUCAUGUAAAAUCUCACCCACAACUUAGGUUUUGCCCAGGACCUAAUUGCCAGUGGAUUUACCAAGCUUGGGUAAGAGAGGGGGCACGUCGUGUUGAGUGUCAAGGCUGUGAACUAUUAACUUGCUUUUCAUGUGGAGCACCACAUCAUGCUCCUACUGAUUGCUCGACAAUCCGUCGUUGGCUUACAAAAUGUGCUGAUGAUUCAGAAACAGCCAAUUAUAUUAGCGCUCACACUAAGGAUUGUCCUAAAUGCCAGAUUUGCAUUGAAAAGAAUGGUGGUUGCAAUCACAUGCAAUGUGGAGCUUGCCGACAUGACUUUUGUUGGGUAUGCUUAGGUGAUUGGAGAAGUCAUGGCUCAGAGUAUUAUGAAUGCAGCCGUUACAAAGAAGAUCCUAAUUUAGCUAAUGAUAGUCAACAUGCACAGGCAAGAGAGGCUCUAAAAAAAUAUUUGCACUACUAUGAACGAUGGGAGAAUCAUGCAAGGUCUUUGAAAUUGGAAGAACAGACCCUUGCAAGUUUGAAAAGCCGUAUUAACCAAAAGGUUAUGGCAGGUGAGGGGACAUGGAUUGAUUGGCAGUACCUUUGGGAUGCAGCAAGAUUACUGAAACGUUGCAGAUAUACACUUCAAUACACUUAUCCCUUUGCAUAUUACAUGGAUGUUGGUCCUAGGAAAGAACUUUUUGAAUAUCAACAGGCACAACUAGAAGCUGAAAUUGAAAAUCUAUCAUGGAAAGUAGAAAGAGCAGAAACAACAGACAGAGGAGACUUAGAAAAUCAAAUGGAUAUAGCAGAAAAGAGGAGAACUACUCUGCUCAAAGACUUUUUAGAAUUCAAUACUAAUAGCGCCUCCAGUAGCAGAAUAUGAGAAAAUGAUAACAAAAAGUCCAAAUAAAUAAGGGCAAUAAGCACCUUUAUUAUAACAUUAAAGCUAGGUAUUUUCUUUUGCCAAAGUAUAUUUAUUAACAAGACUUUGCAAUAAAAUAGUGGAAAAUGA
Melitaea cinxia (Glanville fritillary) is the source of this 1782-nucleotide messenger RNA. It is a transcript of the gene ari-2, whose product is annotated as potential E3 ubiquitin-protein ligase ariadne-2. Lineage: Eukaryota; Metazoa; Arthropoda; Insecta; Lepidoptera; Nymphalidae. The record is from RefSeq and is a predicted model, not a curated record. The coding region runs from base 196 to 1653 and encodes 485 amino acids. Gene Ontology annotation, biological process: protein polyubiquitination; positive regulation of proteasomal ubiquitin-dependent protein catabolic process; ubiquitin-dependent protein catabolic process. The transcript has 8 exons. Gene Ontology annotation, molecular function: ubiquitin protein ligase activity; ubiquitin conjugating enzyme binding; zinc ion binding. Gene Ontology annotation, cellular component: cytoplasm; ubiquitin ligase complex.